Arxiozyma heterogenica is the source of this 666-nucleotide messenger RNA. RefSeq names its product Rtt105p (gene RTT105). The record is from RefSeq and is a predicted model, not a curated record. The coding region runs from base 1 to 666 and encodes 221 amino acids. The transcript has a single exon. Lineage: Eukaryota; Fungi; Ascomycota; Saccharomycetes; Saccharomycetales; Saccharomycetaceae.
AUGUCAAAUUCUUUUAACCACAAUGAUUUAAAAUCAAAUUUCUUAAAUGUAGAAAUUUCCUUAAAUUUGGGAUUGUUUCCAAGAACCCCAACCAAAUGUAUAAAGUCUUCCGAUAUCGUGGAUAUCCAAAAUAGUGAAAAUAUUGUCAAUAGUAUUUUACAAGACAGAUCAGCGAGAUCCCAGAAGUAUGCUAGUAAUCCGUAUAAUAUGGGUUCAUCGCCAUUAAGUUCAAAAGAUGGAUCUUUGUCUAAAAUCAAAAAUAAGCAAAAGACACAAAAGACACAAAGAAUGGAAGAAAGAGAAAGAAAAUUGUUAGAAAAUAGAGGUGGCUUAAACAAAAUGGAAGAAUUUGUAAUGAAAGGAGAAAGGAAAAGAGAACUUGAUGAUUUGGCAAGAUUAGCUUUAGAAUACGCGAUUCCAGAAGAUAUUGUAGAUACAUUUGAAGAAGAGUGUCGAAGUGAAGACAAUGUGGAACCUUUUCAUAAGAAUCGAUAUAGAUCGAUGUUUCAGGAUCAGGGAAAUCAACCACCAUUAAAAAAGGAAAAAAGUUGCGAUAAUGACGAUGAUGGUAGUGAUGAUGAUAAUGAUCUGAUCAGGUAUUUUGAGAAUAAGGAAAGAUAUGAAGGAGAAUUGGAACAAUUAUUAUCAGAAUUAUCAAUGACCUAA